This is a messenger RNA of Paramecium tetraurelia, 1587 nucleotides long. RefSeq lists its product as uncharacterized. Gene Ontology annotation, molecular function: protein binding. NCBI's taxonomy places the organism in Eukaryota, Ciliophora, Oligohymenophorea, Peniculida, Parameciidae. The record is from RefSeq and is a predicted model, not a curated record. The transcript has 5 exons.
CUUUUCUAGAUGAAAUUCAUUAUGUUUUCCAACCUAAUUGGAACACAUUUUGAGUCUCUAGAGUAUAUGAGGUAACAGGAUUAUGAUUUGGAGGGAACAACUGGAAUCGACCUUGAAUCUCCAUAUUGAUUAACCUCCUCUUCCAUAUACCUGAUUGCCAACACUCAUUCUAUUAUAAUCUCACUUUUUACAUUCUAUUAUUUUUAGGAAUGUACAACAGAAGACCUGAAAGCAAAAAUUCACAAAUUACAAUUUUACUCCAUAAAGUGGCAACUGGGUAUGAAGUACUGGAGGUGCAAACAGAAUAGCGAAAGAUGAUUCCAAAGCCUCAAGCAUAGGUGAAUCCACCAUUUGUUAAAAAAGAAAACACCACAACUAACAUUACUUAAGAAGCAACACAAAGCAAGGUAAUAAUUGGACUUCAACCUUUUUAGAAGGAUUGGUUUUUACAAAAUUGGGAAGCCAUCAUCCCAGCUCCUGCUCGGUGGUUUCAGAUUGAUUCCAUCCAUCAAAUCGAAAAGGAUUCCCUCCCAGAAUUUUUCCAUCAACAUUUUCACAAUGACCUUUCAUACUAUAAGGGCAACUACAAGACUCCUCUUACUUACCUCAAAAUAAGGAACAACAUCCUAUAAAAGUGGAUAAGCACCCAAACUAAAUAUCUUAAAUUUACUGAUUGUCUCAAUUUUAUAAGUGGAGAUGCUUCAUCUUUAUUGAGAAACAUUGGGGAUUAAUCAAUUUCUAAUACGAAUCCCAACAAUCUUCCAAAUUAGGGACAAGUGUAUCAAUAAAAUGGCACUUUCUUAGAAAGAAUCAAACUCAAUUUCCAAAGCAAUCAAAUCAAUUUCCAUAGUGAACCUCAUUAUGAAUGUCACAUAUGUGAUAUGAAAGCCUAUCCAUUCCACUAAUAGAAGAAGGAAAAUUUGGCAUCUUUUCAAUUACAACCAUUAUUGUUGUGUAAUAAUUGUUUCCUUGACAAAAAAUAUCCGAAAUUUUUGAAAAACGAAGAUUUCUAAUAAUUCCAAUAAACCUAGAAAUAUGCACCUUGGACUCAAGAAGAGAUAUAUCGAUUGCUUGAAUUAGUAUACAAACACAAAGAAAAAUGGAAUGAAAUUGCAAAGUACUUUACGAAAAGAUCUCUGACUGAAAUUGUUAAAAUGUAUCUGUAACUUCCAUAUUCAAACUUAUUUCCAUCUUUGGAUAAGGAACCUUCAAUCCCAAAAAAACCAUAAAAAGAACACAUCACAUUCCAUAAUGAUGCGAGUAAUCCUAUUCAAUUGGGAGUUGCUUGUUUCAAGUCACAAUUGGAUAAGCUCAAACUGCCUAAUAUUGAAGUCAUUUAAAGUUAGGAACCAGAUAAAAUGGAUGAAAAUUUAAAGCAAAUGAUCUCGGUGUAAAUGGAAAAGAUUGAGGAACAAUUAUUAUAUCUUGAAACUUAUGAGCAAUUAGUCAACCAAGAAAAAUAAUGUGUUUAAACUAUUCAAAAAAAGAAUUUAUAAAUGUAAGUUUAAGUCUAGACUAAUGAUAUUGUAAGUGAUAAUAUGAUGUUUUUAUGAAACCCAUCAAUUAUAAUAACUAUAAUCCAUUAAA